This is a messenger RNA of Varanus komodoensis (Komodo dragon), 794 nucleotides long. RefSeq names its product ribosomal L24 domain containing 1 (gene RSL24D1). Bases 51 to 542 code for a protein of 163 amino acids. The transcript is spliced from 6 exons. NCBI's taxonomy places the organism in Eukaryota, Metazoa, Chordata, Lepidosauria, Squamata, Varanidae. Gene Ontology annotation, biological process: ribosomal large subunit biogenesis. Gene Ontology annotation, cellular component: nucleolus. The record is from RefSeq and is a predicted model, not a curated record.
GCGGCGCUCCCGCCCCUUCCGCUCCGGCCGCCAUUGUUGCUGCCGCCAUCAUGCGCGUGGAGCGGUGCUAUUUCUGCUCCGGGCCGGUCUAUCCGGGCCACGGGAUGCUCUUCGUCCGCAACGACUGCAAGACGUUUCGGUUCUGUAAAUCAAAAUGCCACAAAAACUUCAAAAAGAAGCGAAAUCCCAGAAAGGUCAGGUGGACCAAGGCCUUCCGGAAGGCAGCUGGAAAAGAAUUGACGGUGGAUAACUCAUUUGAAUUUGAGAAAAGGAGAAAUGAACCAGUGAAAUACCAGCGUGAACUAUGGAAUAAGACAGUGGAUGUCAUGAAGAGGGUAGAAGAGAUCAAGCAAAAGCGUCAAGCCAAAUUCAUCAUGACCAGGUUAAAGAAAGGCAAAGAGCUGCAGAAAGCACAGGAUGUCCAGGAAGUCAAGCAGAACAUCCACCUCAUCCGGGCUCCGCACGCAGGCGGAGCCAAACAGCUGGAAGAGAAGAUGGUUCAGCAGUUGCAGGACACGAUGCACAUGGAGGAUUCUUCCUAGGAGGCCUCCUACUCUGGUCUGGACUGUUGAAGCACUGGUGUGGUUGUGUCGAGUUGCAUCCCUGGCCUGGCCUGGCCUGUGUUUCUUGCCCCAGCAGGGGCAGCUGUUCUCUGGGCCAUCCGCUGGAAUGGCCUCUCAGCACAAAGGUGAGGCCAUUGAGGAGAGUGGCCAGUCCCAGCAAGGUGCAUUCUUGGGUGUGUGUAAAUCCAGAGAGAGGAAGGAUGGGCCAAAUAAAGCACGAUCCUGGAAGCA